Molecule: messenger RNA, 8610 nt
Organism: Vombatus ursinus (common wombat)
Lineage: Eukaryota; Metazoa; Chordata; Mammalia; Diprotodontia; Vombatidae
Gene: UBR1
Product: ubiquitin protein ligase E3 component n-recognin 1
Exons: 48
Coding region: 104-5374 (1756 amino acids)
Biological process (GO): protein ubiquitination; ubiquitin-dependent protein catabolic process via the N-end rule pathway
Cellular component (GO): ubiquitin ligase complex; cytoplasm
Molecular function (GO): ubiquitin protein ligase activity; zinc ion binding
Source: RefSeq, a predicted model, not a curated record
GUGUCGCAAAAGUGUCGCCCAGCCCAAGUCCGCUCGGUUCCUGGCUGGCUUUGGGUCGUCUCCUCUUCUGGGUCGGCAACUGCGGGUGUCAGUCGGCAGCAAAAUGGAGGACGUCGAGCUCUGGGACGCGGACCAGGCUGGAGACCGGACUGGCUUUCCCGGGAACGGGUCUUCGCCAAGUGCUCAAGAACUUGCCCUGUGGUGGCAUCAGCAAGUUGAUUUUCAUUCUGCCUUCUUAUAUUAUUUGGCACAAACUGUACCAGACAUUUACUUUGAAGAAAUAGACCCAGAAUUGGAAAAACAGGAGGAAGCUGUUCAAACGAUGAUAUUAACUCCACUGGAAUGGUGCUUAUUUAAAGAAGAUCCAGUUAUUUCCUUAGAGAAAUUGAAACAAAGUGGAGCAUUUCAGCUUUGUGGGAAGGUUUUCAAAAGUGGGGAGACGACAUACUCUUGUAGGGACUGUGCAAUUGAUCCAACAUGUGUCCUCUGCAUGAACUGUUUCCAGAGCAGUGUUCACAAAAAUCAUCGUUAUAAGAUGCAUACUUCUACUGGAGGAGGAUUUUGUGACUGUGGAGACACAGAGGCAUGGAAAACUGGCCCAUUUUGUACAAUCCACGAACCUAGAGCAGUAAGGUCUAAUGAGAAUCCAGGAUGUCCACUGAGUGAAGAGGUAAUUGGCCAAGCCAAGAAGAUAUUCCCUUCAGUGAUAAAAUACAUGGUAGACAUGACUGUUUGGGAAGAGGAAAAAGACCUGCCUACUCAACUCCAGCUUAGGGCGAAAACUGAAAGAUAUUAUUGUGUCCUUUUCAAUGAUGAACACCAUUCUUAUGACCAUGUUAUAUAUAGUCUACAGAAAGCCCUUAAAUGUGAACUUACAGAAGCUCAAUUGCAUACCACUGCCAUAGACAAAGAGGGUCGUCGGGCUGUUAAACUAGGAUCUUGUGUUCAUUGUCGAGAAGCAAAGGAAAGUAUCAAGUUUCAUUCAGAAAAUGUUUCUCAGCAUCCACUUCAUGUAGAAGUUCUACAUGCUGAUGUUAUGGCUCAUCAGAAAUUUGCUUUGCGCCUUGGCACCUGGUUGAACAAACUUAUGAGCUAUUCAAGUGAUUUUCGGCAGAUCUUCUGCCAGGCCUGCCUCCAAGAAGAUGUUCCUAAUGAUCCCUGCCACAUAAGCAAGUUAAUGCUUUGGGAUGCAAAGCUUUAUAAAGGUGCACGUAAGAUACUUCAUGAAUUGAUCUUCAGCAGUUUUUUCAUGGAAAUAGAAUAUAAAAAACUCUUUGCCAUGGAAUUUGUGAAGUUUUAUAAACCACUGCAGAAAGACUACAUCAGUGAUGAUCAUGAUAGAAGUCUCUCUGUGACUUCAUUAUCAGUUCAGAUGUUUACUGUUCCUACUCUGGCUCGUCAUCUCAUUGAAGAGCAGAAUGUUAUCUCUGUCAUUACUGAAACACUGCUAGAAGUUUUACCAGAAUACUUGGACAAGAACAACAAAUUCAACUUCCAGGGUUACAGCCAGGACAAAUUGGGAAGGGUAUAUGCAGUUAUAUGUGACCUCAAGUAUGUCCUUAUCAGUAAGCCCGCAAUAUGGUCAGAUAAAUUAAAAAUACAAUUUCUUGAAGGUUUUCGAUCCUUCCUGAAGAUUCUUGCAUGCAUGCAGGGAAUGGAAGAGAUCAAAAGGCAAGUAGGGCAGCACAUUGAAGUGGAGCCAGACUGGGAGGCUGCUAUUGCUAUUCAGAUGCAGUUGAAAAACAUUCUUUUAAUGUUCCAAGAAUGGUGUGCUUCUGAUGAAGAGCUGUUAUUAGUGGCUUAUAAAGACUGUUUUGAAGCUGUGAUGAAAUGUACUUUAAGUAACAUUUCUCAUGAAAAGUCUGUAAUUUAUUUGUAUGGCCACACUUUGGAAUUUAAGCCCUACAAGGUGUCUGUAGAUCCUGUCAGUAUACAUUUGCCGCUCUCCAGGACACUUGCUGGUCUUCAUGUUCGUUUAAGUAAGAUUGGAGCCUUUUCAAGACUGCAUGAAUAUGUGCCUUCAGAAGAUUUUCAAGUGGAGUUGCUGAUAGAAUAUCCCUUGCGUUGUCUGGUUUUGGUUGCCCAAGUUGGGGCUGAUAUGUGGCGAAGAAAUGGUCUGUCUUUAAUUAGUCAGGUAUUUUAUUAUCAAGAUGUUAAAUGCAGAGAGGAAAUGUAUGACAAAGAUAUCAUCAUGCUUCAGAUUGGUGCAUCUUUGAUGGAUCCCAACAACUUCUUGUUAUUGUUACUUCAGAGAUAUGAACUGAUUGAUGCGUUUAGGAAGCUUGUCCCCUCCAAGGACCAGGAUGUGGUUAAACAAUAUAAUUCACUAAUAGAAGAAGUGCUUCAGCUUCUCAUCUACAUUGUGGGAGAGCGUUAUGUGCCUGGAGUGGGUAAGGUGAACAAAGAAGAGGUUCUUAUGAGGGAAAUUAUCCACCUACUUUGCAUUGAGCCCAUGCCUCACAGUAUCAUUGCCAAAUCCUUACCAGAGAAUGAAAACAAUGAAACUGGCUUAGAGAAUGUCAUCAACAAAGUGGCCAUAUUUAAGAAACCUGGUGUAUCAGGUCAUGGAGUUUAUGAGCUGAGGGAAGAAUGUAUGAAAGAGUUCAAUAUGUUUUUUUAUCACUACUCGAAAACACAACACAGCAAGGCUGAACAUAUGCAAAAGAAAAGGAAAAAACAAGAAAACAAGGACGAAGCACUACCACCGCCACCACCUCCUGAAUUCUGCCCUGCUUUCAGCAAGGUGGUUAACAUUCUCAACUGUGAUAUCAUGAUAUACCUUCUUACAACCAUACUGCGUAGAGCAGUGGAAUUGGAUAGUCACUUAUGGACUGAAGCUAUGAUCCAGAUGGCAUUUCAUCUUCUUGCUCUGGGUCUGCUUGAAGAGAAACAGCAGCUCCAAAGAGCUCCUGAAGAAGAAGUGACAUUUGACUUUUACUAUAAGGCUUCACGGUUGGCAAGUUCAUCUGGAAAUGUUCAGAAUAUACAGACACUUUUGGAAAAACUGAAAAGAGUUCCCCAAUUGGAGGCUCAAAAGGACAUGAUAAUUUGGAUACUGCAGAUGUUUGAUACGGUGAAACGAUUGAGGGAAAAAUCUAGUUUAUCGGUAGCAACUAUAUCAGGAUCAGAACUUAUCAAGAGUGAUGAGUGUAUGCAGGAUAAAGAAAAGGCAGAGCGCAAGAGAAAGGCAGAAGCUGCUAAGCUGCAUCGCCAGAAGAUCAUGGCACAGAUGUCAGCCUUACAGAAGAAUUUCAUUGAAACUCACAAAUUAUUAUAUGAGAAUACUUUAGAGCUACAAGGGAAAGAAAAUUCCAUUGUAGAGGAAGAGAGUGUACCUAUGGCCAUUGACUACUCUAGAAUUGCAUUGGGACCUAAAUGUGGUCCUUCUCUUAGUGAAAAGGAAAUGCUGACCUGUAUUCUGUGUCAAGAGGAGCAAGAAGUAAGAUUAGAAAAUGCUGCCAUGGUUUUAUCAGCCUGUGUCCAGAAAUCUAGUGCUUUAACACAGCAGAGGGGAAGGCCUGUGGAACUCUCAGGGGAAACACAAGAUCCACUCUUCAUGGAUCCUAACCUGACAUGUGGAACCCACACUGGCAGCUGUGGCCAUGUCAUGCAUGCAGUCUGCUGGCAGAAGUACUUUGAGGCUAUACAGAUUAAUUCUCGUCAGCGCCUUCAUGUUGAGUUUUUUGACUUGGAGAAUGGAGAGUAUCUUUGUCCUCUUUGCAAAUCUUUGUGCAAUACUGUGAUCCCCGUUGUUCCUUUACAAAUGCAAAGUAUGAACAGUGAGAAUGUAGAAGCUGUUGCUCAACUUUUAUCCUUGCCACGGUGGAUAGAAACUGUCAUGGCCCGAAUAUCAGGUUACAAUUUGAAAAAUGCUAAAGGAGAGAUACCAAAAGUUUCAGUCUUGGUCAAUCAAGGAAUGGGUGAUACUACUUUGGAGUUUCAUUCUAUACUGAAUUUUGGAAUCCAGCCUUCAGUCAAAUUCUCUAGCAGCAUAAAAGAGAUGUUGGUUCUCUUUGCCACAACAAUUUAUAGAGUUAUACUGAAGGUGCCUCCUGAUGAAACUGAUCCUCGGAUUCCUGCAAUGACCUGGGGCACCUGUGCUUUCACCAUCCAGUCUAUUGACAAUCUGCUGGAAGAUGAAGGCAAACCUCUGUUUGGAGCCCUUCAGAAUAGACAGCACAGUGGCCUGAAAGCAUUAGUACAGUUUGCUGUGGCACAGAGGAUUACUUCUCCUCAGAGCGUGAUACAGAAACAUCUAGUCCGUCUCCUAUCAGUUGUUCUUCCUAACCUGAAAUCUGAAGAUACACCAUCCCUUCUUUCUGUAGAUCUGUUUCAUGUAUUGGUGGGUGCCGUUUCAUCUUUCCCAUCUUUGUAUUGGGAUGAUGCUGUUGCCUUGCAGCCUUCAUCAGUUAGCUCUUCCUACAACCACCUCUAUCUCUUCCAUUUGAUCACGAUGGCUCAUAUAUUCCAGAUACUUCUCACCAUAGACACAGACAAUCUACCUGCCGAGUUACAAGAAGAUAGUGAGGAGGCUCAUUUUGCAUCUUCUUUCUGCUCAGAAAUUUCUCAGUAUUUUGGUGGAUGCAUCAGCUAUGAUGUUCCUGGUUGGUAUUUAUGGGAUUGUUUGAAGAGAGGCAUUACCCCUUACCUUCGAUGUGCUGCUUUGUUUUUCCAUUAUUUGCUGAAAGUGCCACCACCAGAAGAACUGCUUUCAGUUUGUGAGGAAGGUCAAUUCAAUGCACUCUGUAGCUAUUUAUCCUUACCCACCAAUCUGUUCCUGCUUUUCCAAGAAUAUCGAGAUACUAUAAGCCCCUUGCUCCAGAGGUGGUGUUCUGAUCCUGCCUUACACAGCCUUUUGAAAGGACAAAACACUAUGGUCAGGUACCCCAGAAAAAGAAAUAAAUUGAUAGAACUUCCAGAAGACUACAGCUGUCUCCUGAACCAGGCUUCUCAAUUCAAGUGCCCGAGGUCUUCAGAUGAUGAGCGAAAACACCCAGUCCUGUGUCUCUUCUGUGGGACCAUGUUGUGCUCUCAGAAUAUUUGCUGCCAAGAAAUUGUGAAUGGGGAGGAGGUUGGAGCCUGCAUUUUUCAUGCUAUUCACUGUGGAGCUGGAGUCUGCAUGUUUCUAAAGAUUAGGGAAUGCAAAGUGGUCCUAAUUGAAGGCAGAGCCAGAGGCUGCUUGUUUCCAGCCCCCUACCUGGAUGAAUAUGGAGAAACAGACCCUGGGCUAAAGAGGGGCAACCCCCUGCAUUUGUCUCAUGAGCGUUAUCAGAAACUCCAUUUGCUCUGGCAGCAGCAUCGUAUUAUAGAAGAAAUCGCGAGGAGUCAAGAAACUAAUCAGAUUUUAUUUGGAUUCAACUGGCAGUUACUUUGAGUCCCAGUUCCACAGAAGAGUCACAGAUGAAGACAGGGUCUGGAUUCUAACAGAAGAUCACAUCCUUUGUCCUGGUGCCAUUAUGUAACUGACAGAAAUCUGCUCAGAUCCUGGUGUUAAGUAGCCAUAGGACCAUAAUAAACAAUUCCCCACUGAGCAUAGAAAUAUCGGGCCAAUUCUGUAACAGUUUAUGUCUUCCCAGAAGACUUUAAAUCUUCGAUUCAUCAUAUGUGUGCAGCCUUUCAUGAACUCCAGUUGUAUGACAGAUGCAGAGAACCAAAAAAAGCCAUGCAAUCGACAGUCUGUUUCUCUGUCUUACUGUAACAAGCAGUAAUUGAGCCUCCUUGCUUUUAAAUAAUAAUGCCCUUCAGAAUCUGCCUGUAGCUUUCUGGGUUCUUAGCCAUAAUUUUUAUAUCAAGGGGACUUGUUAUGUAAAGCUUUAAGAAAAGGAUAAAUCGAAGCCCUCUGUUAGCUUCCAUGUCUCCUAUGCCUUAGGAGUCUGAAAGAUCUAUUCAGAGACUAUAUUUUGACCUUGAUGAGGACUGUCUUCCAUUUAUGUAUAAUGGUUUCUUAAACUUUUACUUCUCUAUAAAAACAGGGAAGUUAAAAAUAUGUAUACCAGGUGUUUAAGGAUACACAUUUGUAUUUAGUUUUGUGUUUUGUUUUUCUUUUGUUGAGGGAAAGGGAAGAAGAACCUGUCAGAGGUAUCAGAAUAAUCAUGACUAUGAUACUUGAAUAAUUCUACAGCUUUGAUUCUAAGUACUCAAAAGAUAUUCAGAAGAUAACUCAGCAGUAGGAAACUUGUCGAAUUAUGGCAAGUUGGAUGAGGUUUGAAAUGUUCAUUGCUCAGUUGCAUAAAUUCACUGAUGUGGUGAAAAGACACAGAUUUCUCCCUUCUUGGUCUCAUCUACAGUUCAGCAGGUUGCACUAAAUAUUUAGCUGGGAGAACUGACUGGGUGUCAGGCAAGAGCAGCCCGCUGUUGACCUCUGCCCUGAUUUAUGCCCUAUAUAAAUAACAUUAUAAAGCAAAGGCAGAUUCUUCAGAAGGAGAAUUUCUUCCUGCUUUAAUAGUCUUUUCCAUUCAGUUCACCAAUCCUGAUGGUAAGCCAUCGGGCUGCCAGAGGAACUUCCUGGCAGUGGCUAGUAAAAUCUUGACUGCCAAAGAAGCCAUCCCAAGAGAUGAGCGCAUAGAGGCCUACUCACAACUCAAGUGUUGGCACUUGUGUGCGGGCUCAGUGUUCAGUGUUGCUAUCAAAUGAGAAGUUUUUACGUAUGUUAGAAACCUUCUAGCAGUUUGCACUUCAAUAGUGCAAACAGAGAAAUGGUGCAUUUAGAAGUCACGAACACACAAAGUCACUUUUUUUCCUAUUGAACCAGGAACCUGUUCAUGAGGAUGCUCCUAAAGCAUGUUUUUCUUAUGACUGGGGAAAUGGGGCAGGAGGUCUUUGCAGUAGGAAAAACCUGUUUCUGUAUAGUUAAUUUAUUAUUCUAAUAUAUGAGCUACAAGGUCAUCUAUUAAUGGUCAUUUAUCAUUUCAUAACCUACUAUGCAUUUUGGUUCACUGUGAGGAUAAUCUAUGGUGAUUGUAACAUGUUCAUGCCACUGAUUCAGAUUCCAUCCAGAUGAACAGAAGUUCAGAAGUUAUUCAAAAUGAUGCAUAUAUUGAUAUCUUUUAUUGCAAAAAUGUAAAUUUAAGACUUGUAUAAUGUUCUUGUGCUUUUUGACAUAAAUAUUAUAUGUGUAUAUUUAAAAAGGAAAUAAAAGUGACUUAUACUCUUUCGGAUUUUUAUCUGAAAUAUGAAAUUAGACAUCAAAAAGGUCUUCUAGAGUCAACCUCUUAGCUAAGUUUUUGAAGUGUGAAAUGUCUAGCUUAUCUCCAGCAAGGGAGAUACUACAUUAUCCUUAUGACAUGGAUUUCUUUCCUUUUCCUGUCUUGUGUGGGUAGUCAGGAUGUUUUUAAAGGGUUCCAAAAAAAAAAAAAUUGACAAUUCACUUUCAGAGCUUUGAAAAUCAUUUUUCAAAAGUGAAAAUUCUUGGGAGUAAUAACACCCAAAACUGGUAUCAGUCCUUUACACUUUACUAAAUAAUGAGUUUGAAAACAAAUUUUAAUUGGGGGUGAACGGAAAAAGGAAGGAGCACAGAAAAGCACAAGGCAAUUUCAAGGCAGGAGCCACCAAUGGGAAUUAAUAAUAUGACAAUAUAUUAUUUAAAAGGCAGAAUUGAAUAGUAAAGUCUACUUCAUAAUUUUGCCUAGUAAUAGCCUUUUGUCUAACCUACAUUUUAUACUACAUUUGUGGUCUAUCCAGUCUCAUUCUAUCAUUUUAUAAAGCAUCCUAACUGAAGACUUUUGUUUCAUUCAAAUAUAUUUAUUGAUGCCCUACUUUGUACAAGAUUCCACAGCAGAAUAAAUGACAAAGUGUUUAAGUGCUUCCUGUAUGCUAAUUGUGCUAAGUGCCAUAGAGACUAAUACAAAAAUAAGACAAGCCUUGCUUCUUAUAUUCUAAUUGCCAAAGGCACGUACUGGGAAAUAAUGUCCACGUGAUUGGUUUAGAAAGUCAUAGCAAGGCUGGGUGGAGCCUUAAGAUAGGAGAUUGAUAUAUCCUUUCCAGUAGCCUAAUGACAGUAUUGAUUCUGUUGUGGUUUCAGAGCUGAAAAUGGGCAGGGGAAGGGGAAUGGCAAGAAGAUGGCUGAGAUGUAAAGUGAAUCAUGACUAAAUCUGCUAGACAUAGUGGACCACGUGAGCCACUCACCAGUCAUGACUUUGGUUGGGGUGGGGUGGGGGUGGUCAAGAGGCUGUACGUGCCCUGCCUAGGACAUUUUUUAUAGGAUGAAGCAGUAUUCUCUGAAUUGUCCUGAGUUGAGACUGGGGACUUCUCUGAAUUUGUAUCCUAGUAGUUCGGUUGCUCUCCAAAAGUGAGUUGCCUUGUAUAGAGGUUUGUCUUGGAGAGUCACUUGUUUCAUUGACACUCCUUUCCAGGAUGGUAGUAUUGAUAUUAUUAUUCCCAGAGCUAGUUUUGGAGGGGCAGGAUUAGACAUACUGGAAACGUGCCAGGUUGCUGGCUAAAGGACCAUUGGAUCUGGGGCUAACCUUCAUUUGGAAGCCCAAGCCUGUGAGCUGGAGCCAAUUCCUCAUUAUAAAGUGAAAGAAUUAGAUUAGAUCACUGGUGUCAAACUCAAGUAGAACCAGGGGCCCAUUAAACCAUACAUAAGGUCCUAAGAGGCUGCAUAUUGACUUA